Molecule: messenger RNA, 3038 nt
Organism: Condylura cristata (star-nosed mole)
Lineage: Eukaryota; Metazoa; Chordata; Mammalia; Eulipotyphla; Talpidae
Gene: C1S
Product: complement component 1, s subcomponent
Exons: 12
Coding region: 274-2367 (697 amino acids)
Biological process (GO): complement activation; proteolysis
Cellular component (GO): extracellular region
Molecular function (GO): serine-type endopeptidase activity; calcium ion binding
Source: RefSeq, a predicted model, not a curated record
GAGGCAGGGAGGCCGCUGGAGGUUCCUGCCGAGGGAGCGAGGGAGCGUCUAGGCCCAGUGCCGCUCUCCCUGGGAGGCUCCAGGGUUGCCCAGCAUGCCUGCUGGCAGGACAGAGGGGACUGACCCACUUGUUCCCAUCAGCUGCUGAAGGUGACACUGAGCCCCCGGUGACCCCUUCCCAGCAAAGCAGGUGCCUAUGUUUGCUAGACAAACUUAGCCCCAAAGUCCACAGGUGCAGAGAGCCAGGACCAAGAGACGCGUUGUCCGCCAGGAAUGGACAGAUUGCCAGAGAUGUGGUGUGUUGUUCUGUUAUCCCUGUUGGCGUGGGCUUAUGCUGACCCCACCAUGUAUGGGGAGAUCCUGUCUCCCAACUAUCCUCAGGCAUACCCCAAUGAGGUAGAGAAAACAUGGGACAUAGAAGUUCCCAAAGGGCAUGGGAUCCAUCUCUACUUCACCCAUCUGGACAUAGAGCUGUCUGAGGACUGCGCAUAUGACUCGGUGCAGAUAAAAUCAGAAGGCCAUAUAGAAGGGAACCUCUGUGGACAGAGGGCCAGCAAGAAUCCUGACUCCCCAGUUGUGGAAGAGUUCCAAAUCCUGUCCAACAAACUCCAGGUCGUCUUUAAGUCAGACUUCUCCAAUGAAGAGCGUUUCACUGGCUUUGCUGCAUACUAUGUGGCAGUUGAUAUAAACGAGUGCACAGACUUUGCAGAUGUCCCUUGUAGCCACUUCUGCAAUAACUUCAUUGGUGGUUUCUUCUGCUCCUGCCCUCCAGAAUACUUUCUCCAUGAUGAUAUGAGGAAUUGUGGAGUCAAUUGCAGUGGGGAUGUAUUCACUGAAAUGAUUGGGGAGAUCACAAGUCCCAAUUAUCCCAAUACAUACCCAGAGAACUCAAGGUGUGAAUAUCAGAUCCUGUUGGAGGAGGGGUUCCGAGUGGUGUUGACUGUGCGGGAAGAAGACUUCGAUGUGGAGCCAGCGAAUUCAGAGGGCCACUGUCCUGACAGUUUGAUUUUUGUUGCAGGAAACAAGCAGUUUGGUCCUUACUGUGGUAAUCGAUUCCCUGGACCACUAAAAAUUGAAACCAACAGUAAUGCUGUCAAUGUCAUCUUCCAAACUGACAAGACAGGGCAAAAAAAGGGCUGGAAACUUCGUUACUAUGGUGAUCCAAUUCCUUGUCCGAAGAAAGUCGAUGCCAAUUCAGUUUGGGAGCCAGAAAAAGAAAAGUACGUGUUCAAAGAUGUGGUGAAGAUAGCCUGUCUGGAUGGGUUCGAAGUUGUAGAGGGAAGUGUUGGCAUAACAUCCUUCUAUUCUACUUGCCAAAGCAAUGGAAAGUGGACUCAUUCCAAGCUGGAAUGUCAACCUGUGGACUGUGGCAUGCCUGAAACUAUUACAAAUGGUCAAUUUCAAGCUCCAGAAGAUACAGCAUUUGGUUCUGUCAUUCAUUACACUUGCAAGGAGCCAUAUUACUACAUGGAAAAUGAAGGAGAUGGAGAGUAUCGCUGCUCUAAGGAUGGGAGCUGGGUGAAUGAGUUACUGGGCACAGAGCUGCCACGAUGUGUUCCAGUCUGUGGCGUCCCCAGUAAGCCCUUUGUUGCAACACAGAGGAUAUUUGGAGGGUCCCCAGCAGACAUUGAAAGUUUCCCCUGGCAAGUCUUUUUUACUAAUCCGUGGGGUGGCGGGGCUCUCAUUGAUGAGAAUUGGGUGCUGACAGCUGCCCACGUGGUAGAGGAAAACCAUGACCCAGAAAUGUAUGUUGGGUCCACCUCUGUGGUCACCAGUAUUCUGAAAAAGUCAGCCACGCUGCUCAAGCCUGAGCGUGUGAUUAUUCAUCCGGGCUGGAAAGCCAAGUCUUCAGCAACGCGGACAAAUUUUGAUAAUGACAUUGCAUUGAUACAACUAAAAAACCCAGUGGAAAUGGGAUCCAAGAUCUCCCCUAUCUGCUUGCCAGGCAACUCCUCAGACUAUGACCCUUCCCAGGGAGUGCUUGGACUGAUCUCGGGCUGGGGCCGAACAGAGAAAAAGAAACAGCAUAUUACUCGUAAACUCUUGGGAGCAAAGUUACCCAUAGUUCCCUUAUCAAAGUGCCAGGAGGUGAAGGAGACAGACAAUGGGAUGGAUCCAAAGAGCUUUGUUUAUACUGAUAACAUGAUCUGUGCUGGAGGAGAGCAGGGUGUUGAUAGCUGUAGUGGGGACAGUGGUGGGGCCUUUGCCGUACAGGACCCCAACACAGAGAACACCAAAUUCUAUGUAGCUGGUCUGGUGUCCUGGGGCCCCAAGUGUGGGACUUAUGGGCUCUACACACACGUGAAGAACUACAUUGACUGGAUAAGGAAAACUAUGCAGGAAAACAGUGUCCCCAGUGAGGACUAAUCUACAUAGGUACCAUCAGCCUCUCCAAGGCUAUGGCCAAUGUAUUGUUUUUCGUUCCUUACAAUAUUUCCGUUUUUUCACCAAGACUGAUUCUUGCGCUACCUGGCUUGGAGGGAGUGUUAGAUGGUGACACUGUGUUGGUGAUUUGAUGUGGCCUCAAUCUGUGGGGCUCCUCCUUGGAGACCCAGUAUAGAGAACAACACAUGCGAAGUGCCCUUUUGUUUCACACUAUUUCUUUGGGGGAGGGGUCCCCUUUCCUGAUUUUGCCUGGUUUUACAUCCUUGACUCUAAACUUUAUUGCUGGGUAGAGCCUUGAUUUUUUUUUUUGUUCCCCUUUUAUCUGUUCAAGAUUCCAUUUCCUUUAUUAUUCUGAUGUGUCUACCACUUACUUAUAAUAAAACAUGUUUAUAAACCCGUUCUGGUUGACUGGGUCUAUUCCACAUCAAAACCUCGGUACCACAGAAAGGGCUCUUGUGUCAUGGAAAGAAGGGUGUCUAGUAGCAAAUACUUAAUUGCCACAAAAACGGGGAAUUCAGCUUCCUCUUCUCUUUCAUCUGAGAUUUGCUGACCAUUGUGAGUUAACCUCAGCAUUAACACAAGUCACCAUAUUCUGCUUUUGAAACUCAAACAUACUUGAACCUCAUUGAGAAAUCCACACACAACGGUUAGAA